GGGCGGUGCCGGGCCGAGCGGAGCCGAGUGCGUGUGUCCCGCAGGUCGGCGGAGCGGAGCUGUGCGGUGCGGUGCGGUGCGGUGCGGUGCGGAGCGGCCAUGGGGCGGGCGCCGCCGCUGUCCGCGCUGGCCCCGGCGCUCUGGGCCGUGCUGCUGCUCUCGGCGUCCGAGGAGACGGUGCCGCGGGUCAGCCUGCGCUACGGUGCCUCGGAGAGGACAGUGCUGCGUUUCGAGGUGCCCGGUGUUGCUAACUACACGGCCCUGCUGCUGAGCCCGGAUGGAGCCACGCUCUACGUGGGCGCCCGUGAGACCCUCUUUGCCCUCGAGACCCGCCACUUCCUGCCGGGCCCGCAGCACCGCAGCCUGCAGUGGACCGCGGAUGAGGAGAAGAAGCGGCAGUGCGCCUUCAAGGGCAAGGACCCCCAGCGGGACUGCCACAACUACAUCAAGAUGCUGCUGCAGCUGAACAGCACCCACCUGUACACGUGUGGGACCUGUGCCUUCAGCCCCGCCUGCGCCUACAUGAACGUGCAGAACUUCAGCCUGGAGCGGGAGCCAUCGGGGAAGCUACUGCUGGAGGAUGGAAAAGGCCGGUGCCCCUUUGAUCCUGAGUACAAGUCCACCGCCAUCAUGGUCGACGGCGAGCUGUACGCUGGGACCGUCACCAACUUCCAGGGCAAUGAGCCAACCAUCUACAGGAGCCAGGAGAGCCGCAUCUCCCUCAAGACUGAGAACUCCCUCAACUGGUUGCAAGACCCUGUCUUCGUGGGCUCAGCCUACCUGCAUGAGAGCCAGCUGCCCGGGGGCCCUGGGGGCGAUGACGACAAGGUCUACUUCUUCUUCAGCGAGACGGGCAAGGAGUUCGACUACUUCGCAAACACCAUCGUCUCGCGCAUCGCCCGCGUGUGCAAGGGAGACCUGGGCGGGGAGCGGGUGCUGCAGCGGCGAUGGACCACGUUCCUGAAGGCGCAGCUGCUGUGCUCGCGGCCCGAGGACGGCUUCCCCUUCAACGUGCUGCAGGACAUGUUCGUGCUCACACCGCAGGGGCAGGGCUGGGAGAGCACCGUCUUCUACGGCGUCUUCACCUCCCAAUGGAACAAGGGGGGCCCAGGCAGCUCGGCCGUGUGCGCCUUCCCCAUGCAGGAGGUGCAGAGAGCCUUCGGCGGCCUCUACAAAGAGGUGAACCGCGAGACGCAGCAGUGGUACACGGACACCGGCCCAGUUCCCGAGCCCCGGCCUGGAGCGUGCAUCAACAGCCGCACGCGGCAGAUGAAGAUCAACUCGUCGCUGCAGAUGCCAGACCGGGUGUUGAACUUCGUCAAAGACCACUUCCUGAUGAACAGCCCCCUCCGCAGCGCUCCCCUGCUGCUGCAGAGCCGCCUGCGCUACCAGCAGCUCAGCGUGGACCACGUGGAGGGCCUCCACGGCACCUACCAUGUCCUCUUCCUGGGCACAGAUGACGGGCGGCUGCACAAGGCUGUGAGUGUGAGCGGCAAAGUGCACAUCAUCGAGGAGCUUCGCCUGUUCCCCGCCGGCGAGCCGGUGCUCAAGCUGCUGCUGGACCCCCACCAGGGCUGGCUGUACGCUGCCUCCUACUCCGCGUUGGCCCAGGUGCCCGUCUCCAACUGCAGCCUGUACCGGAGCUGCGGGGAGUGCGUCCUGGCCCGGGACCCCUACUGCGCCUGGAACGGGAGUGCCUGCCGCAGCGUGCCGCCGAGCCCCCAGCGGGCGCGUGCUCAACACUGGGCCCAGGAUAUUGAAGGCGCCAACACGGAGGAGCUCUGCCGACUUGGCAAUGGGUCCAUGCCUAUCCCACGCCGUCUUCUCCCCACAGCAGACGCAGCCCCAUGCCAGAGCGUGCGGCUCCCAGCCAACGCGGUGCGGUCCCUACCCUGCCAGCUGCUGUCUAACUUGGCCUCCCGGCACUGGCUGCACAACGGCACCCGCAUCGACGCGUCCCACCUGGUGCUGCCGGACGGGGCGCUGGUGCUGGUGGGCAGCCCGGAGCGCGUGGGCACCUACGAGUGCUGGUCGCUGGAGGAAGGCUUCCGCAAGCUCAUGGCCAGCUACUGCGUGGAGGUGGAGGCUGCACCCAACGUCCGCCCCCGGCCCCCUGUACCUGUGCCCCCGGCCCACCCAGACGUGGCGGUGCCCCCGCUCAUCAGCACGUCGCGCAGCACCUCGGCCGGGGGCAGCGUGGCGGCGCGGCUGGACGACAACAGCUACUGGACAGAGUUCCUGGUCAUGUGCGUGCUAUUUGGGGCUGCCGUGGUGGUACUUACCCUCUUCCUGCUGCACCGGCACCGCGACGGCAUGAAGGCACUGCUGGAGCCGGGUGAGCGCGGCACCGGCCACACCAAACCCCCACGCAAGGCAGUCGAGAGCCUGCCCCUGAACGGCAGCAACCUGCCCAGUGCUGCCCCUGAGCACAAGGGCUACCAGGCCCUGCAUGAUAACCACAUCGCCAGCACGCCUGUCCACGAGCCCCCGGGCGCCCCGGCCUUCUCUGGCUCCGAGAAAAGGCCCCUGAACCUGUGUGACAGCUUUGUGGAAGUGUCUCCCACCUGCCAGAGGCCCCGGGUGCGCCUGGGCUCCGAGAUCCGGGACUCCGUCGUGUGACCGGGGCUGCAGCGGCCUGGACUGACGCUGGCCGCGGCUCCGCAGAGCCUCCCCGGGCAGGGCGGGUGUCGGGGUGCACGUGCAUGCCCGGCCACGGAGCAAACGGCUUGCAGCCUCCCCGUGGAGGGGAGAUAAGAGGGGUCCCUGCCCCAGGCACAGUGCGUGCUUUGCGGAGGGUGUGGGGGCAGGCGGGAGCGUCCCCAGUGCAUGGGGCACUCGCAGGGGCUAGGAGACAUCCCGGCGGCGUGGGGCCAGAGCGGGCUUAGGGCUCGCGUGGCCCCUGGCAGGACACUGGAGGGUGCCUCCCCUGCUGUCCGGCACCAGGCCCUGUGUGGAGCAGGCCAGGCGUGGGUGGGCUGGCCUGGGGCUGGGACACCUCCCUGGGCUCUGGCAUGUCCAGUGAUGCUGACACGUGCCAGACACCGCGGCCCCCGGUGUGCAGAGUCCGUUCAGGCAGGAGAGAGCACACCCAGCCCCGGGACCACUCUGCCCCUGCCUCCAUGCCAAGCCCCCUCGUUCCCCAUCUCACUGUGACGCCCUGCCCUGCCCUGCAUGGCCUGGCUCGGGCUCCCAUGGGCCACGCGUGCGCAGGGCCGUGGGCCCGGCUGGACUGGACAGUGGCAUGUUCUGUGCGUCUGUGCUGUGCUUCGUUCAUACGACGUGGAACUGUGAAGGGCACCGCCGGCGGGUCGGAGCAGCUGAGCCGGGGCGGUGCCCCCGCGCGGCGCCCCCUCCCCUCCCCUUCCCCACGGCCGUGCCAGCCAGGUGAGGCACCAGGCUGCACAGGUCACGGAUGUGUUUGCACACGAGUGAGUUGUUGUCUGUGUUUUUUACAUAAAGUCUGUGUUUCUCCUUUGUA
Molecule: messenger RNA, 3478 nt
Organism: Alligator mississippiensis (American alligator)
Lineage: Eukaryota; Metazoa; Chordata; Crocodylia; Alligatoridae
Gene: SEMA4B
Product: semaphorin 4B
Exons: 14
Coding region: 100-2619 (839 amino acids)
Biological process (GO): positive regulation of cell migration; axon guidance; negative regulation of axon extension involved in axon guidance
Molecular function (GO): chemorepellent activity; semaphorin receptor binding
Source: RefSeq, a predicted model, not a curated record